Messenger RNA from Anthonomus grandis grandis, 2123 nucleotides. RefSeq names its product calmodulin-lysine N-methyltransferase. Gene Ontology annotation, cellular component: cytoplasm. Gene Ontology annotation, molecular function: calmodulin-lysine N-methyltransferase activity. The record is from RefSeq and is a predicted model, not a curated record. The transcript has 3 exons. Lineage: Eukaryota; Metazoa; Arthropoda; Insecta; Coleoptera; Curculionidae. The coding region runs from base 657 to 1619 and encodes 320 amino acids.
AAUUUUAUAAGAUUUUCCUUGAUAUUCAGUAAGAUUACUUCUUGCUAUCUGCACUAUAAUCUCCAGAUUACUUGCUAGGAGGCCAUAUAGUUACUUAUAUAGGCCUUAUGUAGCUAACACAUAAUUGAUUUGAUAACCUAAAGACCCAUUUGAGAUGUCCAAAAACCCUCCCCGAGAACCUCGAAUAACCUAAGCAUUUUUUGCUUAGUCAGUGCUAAAUCAACUUUGUUUAACAACCCUAUACAUAGAGUCUUAAACGCGGAUUAGUUCACUAUUGGGGGUCCUCUAAGAUGUCCCGCUAUGUUUCCUGGACCUCAAUGUAUACUACUCAGUUGACCUACAUAAAGUGAACAUCUUGAAGUAGCGAAGUAGUCCCUCUGGGAAGAGAGUUAUUUUUAGUUCCGAUUGUUAAGUGCACGCACACUCGGUCCGAUAUAACAAUGACGAGAAAACCCGUUUUCCCGCCCGGUGUUCCCUGUCGACCGUCGCGACCUCAACACUCGUCUAAUUAUUUCCGUUCAGUUUAUUGUGGUGUUUUCGGGUUGUUUGAUUUUUGUUUUCUGGCUGUCGGAACUUCUAUGGGAGAGCAAUCCGAGGACAUGAAUAAAUAAGCAGACACAAAAAAUAAAUGUAGACGUGAUGCCCCUCGAAACCUUAUGGACCAAGCGGAAGACAUUUUAGAGUUGAGUGAGAAUUUCAAAAUAGACCUAGACCAGGUGCCCUAUAUCGACGGCAGGGGGCGCGAGAAGCAGAAAAAGGUCGCACGCAGACGAUGGGCGAUCCUCGCCAAAGCCUUAAAGAGCCCCGCAGGGAGUCAACCCUCGAGCCCCACCGACGAGAUCUCGGUGCGGCGAAUCUCCUCGUUCAUGCUGCUACAAACGCGCGAACUCCCCGCCCCACCUACAGCCCACCCGAGCGACUUGAUCACCAAAAGAACCUGGUUCGUCUACUCGAUCACCCUCGACCCAACGACCACCUUCGACGUGAACGUCGGCCAUAGAAAUCGCACUUUUAGCGCCGAAGACCUGAUGGGCUUCAACAACACCGGCAACGUGUGCAUCUGGCCCUCGGAGGAAACCCUCAGCUACUACGUCUGCCUCAACUUGACCCUGUUCGAGGGCAAAAGGGUCCUGGAACUGGGCGGCGGGAUGUCCUGUCUCGCGGGGGUCUUCGUCGCCAAAUACAGUGCGGCCGCGCGGGUUUUACUCACCGACGGCAACAAAACCUCCGUGGAAAACGUGUCCGCCAUCUUGGAGUGCAACAAGUUCAGUUGCCGCACGGAGUGCGAGGUGCUCAAGUGGGGCCAACCGGAUCCGGCGCGACGCCAGUUCGACGCCAUCUUGUCGGCCGACUGUUUGUUCUUCGACGACGCCCGCGUCGACUUUAUAAAUUGCUUGAGCAGUCGGUUGGCCCCCGGGGGCUUCGCUUUGGUGAUGGCCCCUCGACGGGGCUCCACCCUCGACAGUUUCGUGAGUCAAAGUGAGGCGCGCGGUUUAAGGUGCAAACGGGUGAUGAAUUACAGCGAGGUGGUGUGGGAGAAACGGUUGGCGUUGAUGAGUCACUGCGACUAUAACGACAACAUUCAUUAUCCGGUUCUGAUUGAGGUCAAUAAGGGUUAAAUUGAGUGCCCCGCCCCCCUUCCCAUCCCCCUUCCAUAUUAUUGUUGUUGUAACCCACUCUAGUCUGAUCGACCUUAUCUGUGAUACAAUAAUACCAAUUUUUCCUCGUCUAGGAGUCAUGACAUCCCUUGUAAUAUUAUAGUGCUUAGUUAAAUAAUUUAAAUUUGCCGCGCGUGUGACGUCAUACAGCAGUAUUAUUAGUCUAAAAGAUCCUCUUAUCUUCCCCCACUCCUGAAUUAUUCUCCAUGGCAACGCUGUGUUAAAUAAACCACGCCCCCUCCCCAGCACCAAUAUAACAACCAAUAAACUCUAUUGUUUUUUACCGAGGGGGCGUGGUUUGAUCGAAGACACCCUUGCCACGCCUACUAGUUCCUUAAUACUGGAAUUUACAGGGAUUUUAAUGAGUGUAAUAAUGCCCUCUAGCGGUUGAGAAGUGAAGUGUGAACUUUCACCGCUAGAGGGCCCAAUUGAUUGUUGUAAUAAACGAAUUAAUUAUUGUAAAAA